AGUCCCCUGCCCAUAAGCAUCCUGUCUAUCUCUAUGUUUAUCUGUUAUUCUCCUGGUUACAUCAGGUCUCAACGCAGAGCACCUUUAAACAGAACACCCUGAGAGUCAAGUCUCUCUCUUUUUGUCUUUCGCUUCCUGUCUUUUUCUCUCUUUCCUUUCUUUUUCAGAAUGAGAUCUCUGGCCAUGCUGGUCCUCCUCUUCUUCUCUCAGGGUCAAACUUCAACCCCAGAGGUCGAGAAAAGGUCAACGUGUGAUCAAUGUGACGAAAGUCUCUUCUGCAACUGCUCCUCCCGGAACUACCUACACGUUCCCACGGUAACCGUCACCGAGGUCGUAACCCUCGACCUCUCCUUCAACGACAUCAACUCGGUUGCUGAGGACGAUCUGAGAGAGUACACGUGGUUACGAACCCUUGAUCUCCGUAGCAACAGGAUCCAGAGUAUCCACGAAUGGGCCUUCCACCUUCUGCAGGGCCUGGAGUCUCUGGACAUGUCUUAUAACCAGCUGGCUGCUCUGAAUCCGGCCUGGUUCUCCAAGCUCCUCUUCCUACAACACCUCAACCUGCUGGGCAGCUGUUACAGGACCCUCGGCCCUGGAGGGACACCGUCUCUCUUCAGGUCUCUGACCAGGCUGAGGUUUCUGGGGUUUGGGAACCCUGCUCUGGAGGAGGUGAGGAGAGGAGACCUGGCUGGAGUCAGACAGUUGGACCAGCUGGAGGUCUACGGGAAUAACCUGAAGAGGUAUGACCCUGGAAGCCUGGGUGAUCUUUGGCCUCUGGGGGUCGUGACCCUGCGUCUCCGAGGACCAUUCCAGGACAACACGACACUCGUCUCCUCCAUCCUCCGUGACGUCUCCUACUCAGAAACCUUUCUGGUAGUCGCUGACGUCCUGCUGUCCGAGAAGACCUCCGUCGCACCGUUCAGAGAGACCAACCGGAGACGGGUGCGGUCCAUAAUGUUCCAGAACGCAACCUUGACGGACGAGGCCAUAGUUCACUUCAUGGAGGUUUGCCGAGUACACUAUAUACCACUGGUCCAUGGUACAGGCUCCUGGACGCCGGCUAGACGGACUCACCUUGACAACCUGGACACAGUCUACUUCAGAAACAUAGAGGUCAUGAAUGUCUAUAACUUCACUUCCUUCCUGCCUGUGGGGUUUCUACUGAAAAACCUCAGACAGAUCUCUAUCAUUAACUGUAAGGUGUAUGUGAUGCCGUGUCUGACCUCUCUCCUGUUGACCCAAAUGGUGUACCUGGACCUGAGUGGUAACCUACUGACCGACCUGACCCUGACGGAAUCUCUGUGUCACGGGAUUGGGAUCCUGAGGAAUCUCAGAGUUGUGCACUAUCCAGGGAAUAGGGCCUGGUCUAAAGUAGGCACUAUAAACCAAUGGGGCCCUGGUCUAAAUCUGGACAAACUAGUCCACCUGGACAUCAGUCAGAAUGCCUACACCUCCAUGCCUCCCACCUGCUCCUGGCCACAGAUACUGACUCACCUCAACCUCUCGAGGGCUAAGCUACGGAGGGUCACCCCCUGUCUACCCCCGACCCUGGAGAUCCUGGAUCUGGGACAUAACGACCUGACAGCCUUCCAUAGUGUUGCUCUCCCGGCCCUGAGGGAGCUGCACCUCUCUGGGAACAAGUUGAUGAGUCUGCCCCCUGGAUGGUUGUUCCCUAGCCUGGAGGUCCUCCUGAUCCAGAGCAACACUCUCAACAUGUUUGGGCCCUUGGACCUCCGACGCUACAGGAGGCUCCGAGCACUGCAGGCCGGUCAGAACAGGUUUGUGUGUUCCUGUGAGUUUGUCAACUUCAUGGUCUGGAGGUGGGGUGGAGCAGUAGAGGGCAGUGUUGAGCUAACAGACAGAUGGGAUAACUACCUUUGUGACUCACCGCUGCCCCUGCAGGGCCAGAGGGUCGACCGCGUCCAGCUCUCACCGUUCCAAUGCCACCGCGUCCUCCUCGUGUCCUCACUCUGCGGCUGCAUGCUCGCUUCCGGAAUCCUGUUUGUAAUUCUGCUCUGGAAGAUCCACGCCGUGUGGUACGUGAGGAUGAUGUGGGCGUGGCUUAAAGCCAAACGGAAUUCCGGGAACCAGAAGCGCCGGGAUGUCGUAGGGAAUGCCGAACCCCUCUGCUAUGACGCGUUCGUGUCGUACAGCGAGCAAGACGCAGAGUGGGUCGAAGAAUUCCUGGUUCCAGAGCUGGAGGAUUCCCAGCCUCCGCUCUCCCUCUGCCUCCACAAGAGAGACUUCCUGCCAGGCCACUGGAUCAUCGACAACAUUAUCCAUGCAAUGGAACGCAGCCGACGCACCCUCUUCGUCCUGUCGGAACACUUCGUCCACUCCGAGUGGUGCCGGUACGAGUUGGACUUUUCCCACUUCCGUCUGUUUGACGGGGACUCAGAGGCGGCCGUCCUGGUGCUUCUGGAACCCAUCUCCAAGGACGACGUUCCCAAACGCUUCUGCAAGCUCCGCAAGUUGAUGAGCUCCCGUACCUACCUGGAGUGGCCGCAGGAGGACGAGAGGAGGGCAGAAUUCUGGAGCAACCUCCGUCUGGCCGUGAGGGGCGGAGAUGAGCUGUGAUCCAACCGGGUUCCGGGAAGUCUGGAAUAUUCUCCGAAUUAUUCUCUUUUCUGCCGACAGUAAAGAUUGAUUGGUUGGUU
Messenger RNA from Oncorhynchus keta (chum salmon), 2657 nucleotides. RefSeq names its product toll-like receptor 2 (gene tlr2). Gene Ontology annotation, cellular component: membrane. Bases 169 to 2577 code for a protein of 802 amino acids. The transcript has 17 exons. NCBI's taxonomy places the organism in Eukaryota, Metazoa, Chordata, Actinopteri, Salmoniformes, Salmonidae. Gene Ontology annotation, molecular function: protein binding; transmembrane signaling receptor activity; triacyl lipopeptide binding. The record is from RefSeq and is a predicted model, not a curated record. Gene Ontology annotation, biological process: toll-like receptor signaling pathway; inflammatory response; immune response.